AUGACUGUCGAGGAGGCCAAGGAGGAGGCUCUUCGUCAGGUGGAGUUCUACUUUCACGACUCCAAUCUUCCCUUCGACAAGUUCCUCUUCACCUUGACCCGCAAGGACCCAGAAGGAUGGGUUUCCAUUGCCACCAUUGCCUCGUUCAAGCGUAUGCAUGCCAUCAAGAACCUUCUCGGUCUUGACGGUAUCGCCGAGGUACUUCGCCGCUCCAAGGAGCUUCUUGAUGUCAGCGAGGACGGUGCCAACGUUCGUCGACGAAAGGAGCUCGUACCUGUCAAGGAUGCUUUCGACCGAUCCAUCUACGCCAAGGGUUUCGGCCAAGAGACCGAGACUCUUCAGAAGCAGCUCGAGUCCUUCUUCAACACUUUCGGCAAGGUCAACAGUGUCCGUAUGCGUCGUGAUAUGGAGGCGGCUACCAAGCCCAAGCCAUUCAAGGGAUCUGUCUUUGUAGAAUUUGCCGAUAUGGACGACCGAAACAAGUUCCUCUCCCAGGCAGCACAGAAGGAUCCCGAUCAGGACGGUGGCAAGGGCGUCAGCUUCCAAGACAAGGAGCUCGUCGUCAUGUCCAAGGACGCUUACGUCAAGAUGAAGAUGGAGGAGAAGGGUAUCGAUCCCAGCAACAACAAGAUCAACCGUGGCAGCAACGCACCCAAGAAGUUCAACGCAUUCAAGGAGAUCAACAAGCGCGAAGGUGGACGAGCCGGUGACCGAAAGCAGCAGCAGGACGACAAGCCAAAGCGUUCCGACCCGCUCGAGUUCGAGUACAACGGCAAGCAGCUCACUACACGUCCUGACGGCACUGUUGACCCAGAUGCCGUUGAGUUCCCCCCCAAGUCGGUGCUCAAGUUCACCGGUGCUGGCGAGGGCGGCAGCUGGAAGGACCUCAAGGAUACCCUCGUUACUGUUCACCCUACCUCGUUCGUCGAGUUCCCAGCAGGUGCCGUCGAGGGCGCUGUUGGAUUCAAGGAGCCUCUCUCUGACGAAAAGCUCGCCGAGAUCAAGAGCAAGAACAUCACCGUUGGUGGUAAGGUCGUCCAGUUCUCCCGCGUUGAUGAGGAGAUCGCCAAGAAGUUCUACAUCGAGCGUGCCAACUUCAGGGCUUCCUUCAUGCUCGACAGGCGCGAGCAGGAUUCGCAGCGUGGUGGUGACCGACGUGGCAAUGGCGGUUACGGCCGAGGUGGACGUGGUGGUGGUGGACGCGGUGGUGGUGGACGUGGUGGCAAGUUCGGCCGUGGACGAGGUGGUGGAUUCGGCCGUGCUGGUGGCGACAAGCGGAAGCGCGACAACGACUCGUCCAACGACAACCGUGACGACGGCGCACCACCUGCUAUUGGCAAGAAGGUCAAGACGGAGGAGUAA
Messenger RNA from Ustilago hordei, 1362 nucleotides. RefSeq lists its product as uncharacterized. Gene Ontology annotation, molecular function: mRNA binding. The transcript has a single exon. Gene Ontology annotation, cellular component: nucleus. Gene Ontology annotation, biological process: RNA processing. The coding region runs from base 1 to 1362 and encodes 453 amino acids. The record is from RefSeq and is a predicted model, not a curated record. Lineage: Eukaryota; Fungi; Basidiomycota; Ustilaginomycetes; Ustilaginales; Ustilaginaceae.